This is a messenger RNA of Solanum dulcamara, 1693 nucleotides long. RefSeq names its product jasmonate-induced oxygenase 4-like. The record is from RefSeq and is a predicted model, not a curated record. NCBI's taxonomy places the organism in Eukaryota, Viridiplantae, Streptophyta, Magnoliopsida, Solanales, Solanaceae. The transcript has 3 exons. The coding region runs from base 365 to 1447 and encodes 360 amino acids.
AACUACUACUGCUGAUCUCCCUUUGUUUUUGAUUAACAGUGACAUAAUAUAAACUCUCUCGUCUUUGUUUGCAAUAAACUACGUGUCUACACGUAAUAUAAAAUCUCCUUUGCUCUUAAUUCUCCCUAUAUACAUAUGGCUUUGAAUCCAUGAAAAUCACGUUCUCAAGCUCACGUCAACUUCGCAAAUUCUUUUCAUCCACGAUAUAAAACUUUUAAGGCUCGUACAAUCUCCAUCGCACUAUUACAACCACAACUUAACUUGUACGAAAUACUAACUCUAAUACUCUUCAAGUGUUACAAUAUAUAUAGCUAGCUAUCAUUAGCAAUAUUGAACCAGCAGAUCACGAACCAAGAUAAAUAUAAUGAGUUGCUUGCAAAGCUGGCCGGAGCCAAUUGUCCGAGUUCAAGGACUCUCCGAAAGUGGCAUUCGAGAAAUCCCUGAUCGGUACGUGAAGCGGCCAGCGGAUCGUCCAGUUUUCAACGAGACAACUAUGUCUCAUGUUGAUAAUAUUCCGUUGAUUGACCUUGAAAAUCUCAAAUCAUCUGAUGAGUCCAUUCGUGAUGAAACAAUGAAACUCAUUUUCAAGGCUUGUCGCGACUGGGGUUUCUUCCAGGUGGUGAACCACGGCGUUAGCCAUGACCUCAUGGCUAACGCACGUGAUGUCUGGCGGGAGUUCUUUCAUCUCCCGCUGGAGGAAAAGCAGAAAUUUGCGAAUUCACCGGUUACUUAUGAGGGGUACGGCAGCAGGCUUGGAGUGGAGAAAGGUGGAAAAUUGGAUUGGAGUGAUUAUUUCUUCCUUCAUUAUCUUCCUGAGCCGUUGAGGGAUGACAAGAAAUGGCCCUGCCUUCCUAUUACAUGCAGGAAAAUCAUUGCUGAAUAUGGACAAGAAGUAGUGAAAUUAUGUAAAAAAAUAACAAAAAUCUUGUCGAUAAACCUUGGAUUAAAUGAAGAUUAUCUACACACAAAGUUUGGAGGAGACAAUGAAAGAGGUGCAUGCUUAAGGGUUAACUUUUACCCAAAAUGUCCUCAGCCGGACCUAACACUCGGACUCUCUUCCCACUCUGAUCCUGGUGGCAUGACCCUUCUCCUCCCCGAUACCGACGUUGGCGGCCUCCAAGUCCGUCGUGGCGAUGACUGGAUAACUGUUAAACCUGUUCCUAAUGCCUUCAUCGUCAAUAUUGGUGAUCAAAUUCAGAUGUUAAGCAAUGCAAUUUAUAAGAGCAUAGAGCAUCGUGUAAUCGUUAAUUCUGCCAAAGAACGUGUGUCUUUAGCAUUCUUCUACAAUCCAGGAGGUGACAUCCUCAUUAAACUUGCAGAUGAACUUGUGACGGAGGAUCAACCGGCGUUGUAUUUACCGACAACAUUCAACGAGUAUCGAGCUUUCAUUAGAACCAAGGGACUUUGUGGAAAAUCUCAAGUUGAAUUACUAAAAUCGCCAAGAUAAAUGUCCUUAGGAGACAUCCGAUAAAAUUGAAAUGUUACAGAGAGAUUAGCCCCUCCACAAGAAAGACACACCUGCACAAAACGGGAAAUGGUCUAAUCGCCAGGAUAAUUAAAUUAUCUUUUAUAUGUUCUAUAGUAUUUAAGAAGUUACUGUGUAUAUACAUUCCAAUUGGUAAAAAAAAAAAACAGUAAAUGCCCUUUAAACUUUCUUGCAAUAAGAAUAAGACAAUAUGUACCGUUUUGCGCA